Messenger RNA from Emiliania huxleyi CCMP1516, 1164 nucleotides. RefSeq lists its product as hypothetical. The record is from RefSeq and is a predicted model, not a curated record. Gene Ontology annotation, molecular function: protein tyrosine/threonine phosphatase activity; MAP kinase tyrosine/serine/threonine phosphatase activity. NCBI's taxonomy places the organism in Eukaryota, Haptophyta, Isochrysidales, Noelaerhabdaceae. Bases 1 to 1164 code for a protein of 387 amino acids. Gene Ontology annotation, cellular component: cytoplasm. The transcript is spliced from 5 exons. Gene Ontology annotation, biological process: protein dephosphorylation; negative regulation of MAPK cascade.
AUGGCCGCUCUCGUGAGCGAUCCCGCCGUCGACGAGCUCGAGGCUGCGCUCGAGCGCAUCGUGACGCCGCCUCGCCACCGGAUCGAGGACGACGAGCCUGCGGCCUUUGCCGAGCACGUCCUGUGUGGCGCGGCGCAGCAUGCGUUUGCCGUGGACCGGCUGGUCGAGAGAGGCGUGACGGCCGUGGUCAACUGCGCGCCCGCCGGCGCGCACGACUGCCGCGCCAUGUACGCAGCUCGCGGCAUCGCCUACCUCGCUCUGGACGGCUGCGAGGAUAUCGCCGGCUACGACCUGUGGCAGCACCUCGACGCGGUCCUCGCCUUUGUCGAGGCCGAGACGAGCGGCGCGCGCCGCUCCGGCCGCGUGCUCGUGCACUGCUUCGCCGGCUCCAACCGCUCUGCCAGCUUUGCCAUCGCGGCUCUUCUGGUGACGACGCGGGAGCCGCUCGAGCCGCUCGUCGCGCGGUGCUUUGCGCUGCGGCCCUUCAUCCUCAAGAACAAGACCUUCCGACGGCGAGCGGAGAGGAGAGAGCGGCGCCGCAGCGCGUUCGCCACGUGCUACGCCUGCUGCGUGCAGGGCAGCGCGGCGCCCCUCGCGGCCAAGGUGGUUGUGCGCGGGAGGUGGGUGUGGAUCGGCGGCCGCUCCGUGCCUGGCGACGUCGCGGUCGAGUCGCUGCGGCGCGAGGCGAGGGCGCUGCGGCGGGUGGGCGAGCACGCGCACGUCGUCGAGCUGCGCGGCCUCCGCUCCGAGCCCGAGCGGGAGGUGCUGCUCAUGUCGCUCGCGCCGGGCGGAGACCUCGCCAAGGUCGCGCUCGACUGCCCGAGCGGCAUGCCCGCCGACACGGUCCGGCACCUGCUGCGCGGCUUGCUCGCGGCGCUGGCGCGCCCUGCGGCCGAUGAAGGGCGGGCAGGCCAGGCCGUGAGCGUGGGCCGGUCGGGCCUGAUCCUGCGGGUCCCUGCGCGGCUGACAUGGCCAGCCAAGCCGUGUGCGCUGCCGUGGGCGUUGUCGUGGGUGCUGUCGUGGGUGCUGCCGUGGGCGCUGCUGUGGGCGCUGCCGUGGGCGCUGCCUCGGUCAGCAGUCGGCCGCCGGUGGCAAAUCGGGGGGGCGCGGGCCAUGGACGUCGUGGCCGAGCUUUGCUGCCUUCUUGCACGUUGCCGGCUGUAA